AUGCUCCCCAGGCUACAUGUGCCAGUGUCAUCUGACUCGGACACUUGCUUCGACACCAUCCAAUCUUGGAUCAAGGAAUGUGUAAAGCAUCACAAGCUGUGCGACGCCACCUCCUCAGAAGGGCUGUUCCUACCGACACGGCUCGUCGACGUCACUCCAGAUGACUGUGACAAGGAGAUACGUCUUGUGAACACCAGGUAUAUCUCAAAGUCGUCAAAGUAUGCAGCACUGAGCCAUUCCUGGGGACGAAGGGAACAGCGCAUCAAACCAAUCCCAAAGACAACGACCAAGACGCUGAAAGCAAGGCUGCGCGGGGUGUCGUUCGGCGAGCUGACCAAGACAUUCCAGGACGCCGUCUCCGCCGUACGACGUCUAGGCUUACGAUAUGUCUGGAUAGACUCGCUGUGCAUCAUACAGGACGAUGACAACGACUUCGCCGAACAAGCCAGCCAGAUGGCCAAGAUAUAUGGACAGGCUCACCUUGUGAUAUCUGCACUGCGCGCCGCCACCGGGGAUGUCGGUAUUUUCCACCGUCGAUACAAGCCUGAGGCAAUCACGCAUUCGAGUCGACGAGGUCCUUCGUUAACCGCAUAUGUGAGGCCAGUCCUCAACCACGACGACUUCAUCACUGGCGAGCCACGUAGUUUCCAGUCAUCGCCUCUUUUCGCAAGAGCUUGGUGCUUCCAGGAGCGUCUGCUGGCUCGUAGAGUCGUCCAUUUCUCCGAGCACGAAAUCGUCUGGGAGUGCAACGAGGAGCUCGACUGCGAGUGCCGUGCCAUCCGGCCAGACUCGCUAGCUGAGAUGAAUGGAAACUUCAAACGUCGGCAGGCCGCCGCGCUUCGGAGCAAGCAUCAAGAGUCACUGCUCAAGGCAUGGUACGACGUCGUUCGAGCGUACAGCGCCCGUACCCUGACUAUGGAAACCGACCGCCUACCAGCCCUCUCUGGCUUUGCUCAGCUUGUCAACUCACCAGGAUUUGGCAAGUAUUCUGCAGGUCUAUGGGAGGGUCAAAUGCCCGCUGCACUCUUGUGGCGCCCGCUCCGUGCCUUGCCUGAAGCCCCUGAUGGCCUGAUCGAGCGUCCAGCAGAAUACCGAGCGCCGACUUGGGCGUGGCCCGCAGUGGUGGCCGUGACAAGAGGAUACAUGAGGUAUAUGACAGAUUCGGACAUUGUUGCGAGAGUCGUGAAGAUUAGAUGUACGCCCUCGACCAGUGACCCGUUCGGACAGGUAAAGAGCGGAUAUAUCGUGCUUGAGGCACCUGUUGUUGAUCUCAUCCUAUCUCUCACGAAAGAGAAAGAUUCAUGGCCUCACUUGUAUGAUUUGGAGAGAGGCGGAGAGAAACGUCGCUUUCAAGCCGAUGUCAGCCUUGGAAAAAGAUCUUCUGACCAUGUUCGCUAUGGAGCGCGCCUGCGCUGUGUCCUCAUUGAGCGUUCCCACACUCAAAAGCGAACCGCGUCAAUUGUUUUGCGGCAUGAUGAGUCCGACAAUGAGCACUGGUACAGAGUUGGUUGGUUCAAUUGUCCGCAGCAUUGGGCUAGUGAGGCUCAGCGCGAACAAUUCAAGAUUCUCUAA
This is a messenger RNA of Exophiala spinifera, 1572 nucleotides long. RefSeq lists its product as uncharacterized. Bases 1 to 1572 code for a protein of 523 amino acids. The record is from RefSeq and is a predicted model, not a curated record. Lineage: Eukaryota; Fungi; Ascomycota; Eurotiomycetes; Chaetothyriales; Herpotrichiellaceae. The transcript has a single exon.